GACAAGUGCGGAAGCUGUGGUAAGUGCAUCCUCCUUCAGUCUCAUUUCUGAAAAUAGAUCAUCAUGGUGGCACCAAAGAGUCACACAGAUGACUGGGCUCCUGGGCCUUUCUCCAGCAAGCCACAGAGGAGUCAGCUGCAAAUAUUCUCUUCUGUUCUACAGACCUCUCUCCUCUUCCUGCUCAUGGGACUAAGAGCCUCUGGAAAGGACUCAGCCCCAACAGUGGUGUCAGGCAUCCUAGGGGGUUCUGUGACUCUCCCCCUAAACAUCUCAGUAGACACAGAGAUUGAGCACGUCAUCUGGAUUGGUCCCAAAAAUGCUCUUGCUUUCGCACGUCCAAAAGAAAAUGUAACUGUUAUGGUCAAAAGCUACCUGGGCCGACUGGACAUUACCAAGUGGAGUUACUCCCUGUACAUCAGAAAUCUGACUCUGAAUGAUGCAGGGUCCUACAAAGCCCAGAUAAACCAAAGGAAUUUUCAAGUCACCACUGAGGAGGAAUUCACCCUGUUCGUCUAUGAGCAGCUACAGGAGCCCCAAGUCACCAUGAAGUCUGUGAAGGUGUCUGAGAACUUCUCCUGUAACAUCACUCUAAUGUGCUCCGUGAAGGGGGCAGAGAAAAGUGUUCUGUACAGCUGGACACCAAGGGACCCCCAUGCUUCUGAGUCCAAUGGAGGCUCCGUUCUUACCAUCUCCCGAACGCCCUGUGACCCAGACCUGCCAUACACCUGCACAGCCCAGAACCCCGUCAGCCAGAGCAGCUCCCUCCCCGUCCACGUUGGGCAGUUCUGUACAGAUCCAGGAGCCUCCAGAGGAGGAACGACGGGGGAGACUGUGGUAGGGGUCCUGGGGGAGCCAGUCACCCUGCCACUGGCACUCCCAGCCUGCCGAGACACAGAGAAGGUUGUCUGGUUGUUUAACACAUCCGUCAUCAGCAAAGAGAGGGAAGCAGCAGCAACGGCAGAUCCGCUCAUUAAAUCCAGGGAUCCUUACAAGAACAGGCUGUGGGUCUCCAGCCAGGACUGCUCCCUGAAGAUCGGCCGGCUGAAGAUAGAGGACGCCGGCCCCUACCAUGCCUACGUGUGCUCAGAGGCCUCCAGAGUCACCAGCACGACACAUGUCACCCUGCUCAUCUACCAGAGGCUGAGGAAGCCCAAAAUCACGUGGAGACUCAGGCACAGUGAGGAUGGCAUCUGCAGGAUCAGCCUGACCUGCUCCAUGGAGGACAGGGGAAACAGUGUCAUGUACACAUGGACCCUGCUGCAGAAGGAAGCUAUUGUGUCCCAAGGGGAAUCACACCUCAAUGUCUCAUGGAGAAGUGGUGAAAAUCACCCCAACCUCACAUGCACAGCCAGCAACCCUGUCAGCAACAGUUCCCACCAGUUUCUUUCUGAGAACAUCUGUUCAGGACCUGAGAGAAACACAAAGCUUUGGAUUGUGUUGUUCCUGAUGGUUUGCCUUCCGUGCGUUGGGAUCUUCAGCUGGUGCAUUUGGAAGCGAAAAGGACGGUGUUCAGUCCCAGCCUUCUGUUCCAGCCAAGCUGAGGCCCCAGCGGAUACACCAGAACCCACAGCUGGCCACACGCUAUACUCUGUGCUCUCCCAAGGGUAUGAGAAGCUGGACACUCCCCUCAGGCCUGCCAGGCAACAGCCUACGCCCACCUCAGACAGCAGCUCUGACAGCAACAUCACAACUGAGGAGGAUGAGGACAGGCCCGAGGUGCACAAGCCCAUCAGUGGAAGAGACGAGGUGUAUGACCAGGUCACUCAGGAGGGUGCUGGACAUCACCCAGCCCCUGAGGGCCAAGCAGACGAUGAUCCUGUCACUCCAUAUGUCACAGAAGUUGAGUCUGUGGUUGGAGAGAACACCGUGUAUGCACAAGUGUUCAACUUACAGGGAAAGACCCCAGUUUCUCAGAAGGAAGAGAGCUCAGCCACAAUCUACUGCUCCAUACAGAAACCUCAGACGGUGGUGCCGCCACUACAACAGAAUGAUCUUGAGAUUCCUGAAAGUCCUACCUAUGAAAAUUUCACCUGAAAGGAAAAGCAGCUGCUGCUUCUCUCCUGGGACUGUGGGGUUGGAGAGUCAGCUGGACCUCGUGGGGCCUGGGGCUCACAGACAGAAGCACCUCAGAAUUUCCUUCGGUGCCUCAGAGAUGCCCGGAUGUGGCCCCUCCCCCUCCUUCUCACCCUCAAGGCCUCCCAAACCCAUUAAUAGUUCAGACACAGGCUCCUGCUUGGAGCCUAUGGGCUUCAGAUGUCUUUGCCCCAUUUGUCACCGCGCACACUCACAGCGUUUCCUCCUCGAAAUUCUACCAAGACUGGUCAAAUGUUGCUGAGGGGCCUGGACCAGCUGUCCUUUACACCACCUUCUCAACACUGCUGAAAUGAACCCAAGAGAAUUGUCACACAUGACACAAGAUGUACGUAAUAUCAUGCUCACUGCAGUGUUAUUUAAAAUAAAAGGCAGGAAAUAA
This is a messenger RNA of Symphalangus syndactylus (siamang), 2473 nucleotides long. It is a transcript of the gene LY9, whose product is annotated as lymphocyte antigen 9. Gene Ontology annotation, biological process: T cell activation. Gene Ontology annotation, cellular component: external side of plasma membrane; membrane. Lineage: Eukaryota; Metazoa; Chordata; Mammalia; Primates; Hylobatidae. The record is from RefSeq and is a predicted model, not a curated record.